Pseudozyma flocculosa PF-1 is the source of this 5298-nucleotide messenger RNA. RefSeq lists its product as uncharacterized. The coding region runs from base 1 to 5298 and encodes 1765 amino acids. NCBI's taxonomy places the organism in Eukaryota, Fungi, Basidiomycota, Ustilaginomycetes, Ustilaginales, Ustilaginaceae. The record is from RefSeq and is a predicted model, not a curated record. Gene Ontology annotation, biological process: protein phosphorylation; intracellular signal transduction; regulation of MAPK cascade. Gene Ontology annotation, cellular component: cytoplasm. The transcript is spliced from 2 exons. Gene Ontology annotation, molecular function: protein tyrosine kinase activity; protein serine/threonine kinase activity; ATP binding.
AUGCUCGGUGCAGCCGCCGCCGCCACCAAGUCUGGUGAGAGGACGCCUAAGACUUCAAACGCCCUCAGGCUCUCCAAGCUGCGCUGGAACAACUCGAGCACCUCUUCCAUAGACCAGCGUGGCGGCUGGCGCCAAGGCGAUUCUCCUCAGGGCUGGUCGAGGUCAGACGAUGCCCUCGAUGACCCCUACAGCCGGGGCGCCGCCUCGUACGGCAAGCAGACCUACCUCAGCCCCGAAGAGCGCUACCAUCAGCAGACGGCGGCUCCGACGGCGAGCUCCGACACUCUGAGACCCAAGACGGCGCUCAAUGUGCAUCGUGACCUGCCCGAUCUUCCGCCAGAAGCCCAUGCCGGCUACGAGCCCGACCACGGCGCUGGGCCCUCGGGCUGGCGAUCUCCUAUCGAGGUGCAGUCGCGUGAGCCCCGUCCUCGAAACUCGCUUGAGAACGGCAGCCUACACAGCGCCGGAGGUGACCGGUACGCUACGGCCGGACCCGGACCGAGUCCGCGCCUCAACGGCCCCGACACUCCCAAGGCGUUGCAGUCGAUCCGGUUUGGCGCCUCGGCCACUUCGGCCACCGUCAGCGCCGGACUCAAGAAGCUGGGCAAGGCGUCUGCGGCAAAGCUGCGCCGGCCCCUGACGGCGCAGGAUGGCGGAACGUCAGGGCCGCACUCUGGCUCGUCGCACGGCUUCUUCCAGAGGUCGGCCAACCACGCCAAGGCGCCCACGGUCGCUUCGGACGGCGCCGACGCCGAUCUCAGUCCAACGGAUGCGUACGCUGGUCUGGCCGAGCCAACGUACGAGGACGACCCCAGGAUCGGUCUUCCCUAUGACGUCUCGCACAACGUCCACGUCGACGUUGGCCCGCAGGGCUACACUGGCCUGCCCAGCUCUUGGGCGCAGGUGCUGAACGCCUACGGCAUGGAUGCCGACAGGGUGCGCGAGGAUCCGGCGGCGGCGGCGAGGCUGAUCAAGGAGAGGACCGAGUACUACGUGCGCAAGGAGGCGGAGCGCGGCGAGGACCCGGAGCUCGCCCGCGACCGGCUCUACGGCCAGCUGCGGCAGGAGCAGCAAGACAUUGACUUUGAUCUCGUCGCGGCCCAGUCGCCCCACGCCCGGAAUCGAGCGUCGGUCGCCAGCACGUCCUACAGCAGCGUCCUCGAGCAGGCCUGGGACUUUAGCCCACAGGGGGCCUUCAAGGAAGGUGUCGAAUUUUCGCCCGUGUUUGGCAAGAGUCCGCUGCUUCCGGACCUCAAGGCAGACGACGACUGGGCCUCUUCGUUGCUCAGUGCGUUGCCCGCCACCGAGCCGCCGAGCAGCUCGAGCCAGGGCGAGCAACCACAGCCGUCGUCGUCCUCGUCGCCAUCGCCAUCGCCGUCAUCGCCAAAGCCGGCUGGCCACCUUUCUCCCAUGAUCGGCGGCCUCGGCAUCCACGGCACCGGCCGAUCGCCAAAGACUAAGGCAGCUCAGCUGAGCGCGCCGCCCACGGCCGUCGCCCCGAGACCACCGGCCCCACAUCAGGGCGGCAGCCUUCGCUCGCCCGCAAGCAGCCAGGAUGCCGCCGCCACGCGCGACUGGGACGGAGGAGAGCCGGACGCAGGCUACCGGAGCGGCCGCAACCUGAACAUCGCGGGGACCGAGCACACCGAGAUCGAUUACCGCGACAUCGAUUACGAGGACGACGAUGCCGAGGAGGUGCGCAUCACCCAGGCGUCGAAGGCUACCAAGGGCAAGCCUAUGCCGAUCCGCGCCUCGAUGCUGAGCGGCCGCCGCAAUUCGCCGGCAGGCCUGACGCCAGAGUUCUCUAGUCCAGGAAUCAGUCCGAGCUCGACUUCGACCGACUUUAACUCGGCCCACAGCCAUACGUCGAGGCUGACGAUGACGUCCGGGUCCAACCACCACGCAGCGCCAGCCCCGCCCAUCGAGAGGCGGAUGAUCUCGCGGCCAGGUCACAGUCCAGCACCGCUGCAGGUGCCUCACGAAGGAUGGCGUGGCAUGACCGACCCGGAGCGAGCGUCGUCGCCCGGGGGUGCCAGCUCGUCUGGCCACUCGUCGGGCUACCAUCGCAACCUCAGUCCUGGCUUGUCGGCCCGGUCGCCAUCACAGCCCUCGCCGUUGCUGAGCGGGGCCAGCUAUCACGCCGCUGCGCUGCCCGGAUCGCCAGCCUCCUUUAGCAGUUCGCUGCGCACUACCGCUUCGCCCAUCGUCCCACCCAAGGACUGGCCGGGAUCCGGCAGUCAGUCCGCCCAGCCCGACCACGCGCCAGGACACGCUGCCUAUCCCGCACGAAGCCCGGUGCCCAGCGCCUCGGCAUCGCCGUUGCUAUCGAGGCGCCCGCUGACGCAAGAGAGCUGGACCCGGCUGGGAUCCGCGUCAGCAGCGUCUAGCUGUUCGGAGAGCCUCCAGAGCCACAGCCAGGGCCACAGCCAGGGUCACAGCCAGGGUCACAGCCAGGGUCACAGCCAGACCAACAGCGGUUCCUCUGACAGCAACCACAAUCGCGCUCGCGGCCUUGGCCUUCGCGAGAGGCGCAACAUCCCGCCUCGCAUCUACCCGCCCUCAACCGCAGUAACGCGAUGGUCGAAUGCCGCCGCCUCUGCCGCGUCUGCGUCCUCAGAGGAGGCCAGCUCGCCCUACGGGACCGGCUUCAGGAGGGCGACGCCGACCAACGUCAGCAAGAAGACGUCUCAGGAUAGCCUGGCUCGGGUGGCGCAGCAGGAGAGCCUCUUUGAGCGGAACCGGACGCCGGACUAUAUCCGCGCGGGUUCGGCGAGCGUGUCGUCCCAAGGGCACGGGCACGGGCACGGCAGGGCCUCUCCACGAAGCAUGGUCUCGGACAGCGAGCUGGCUUCGGCGCAGUCGCACAGCUCGCUGGCGAGGUCCUCUGACCUGCAGCACAACUCGAUCUUCUCGGCGUCGACCGGGCACACCAACGCGCCCUACUCGCGGUCGAGCUCGGGCUCGUUCAGCUCAGUUCGAAGCUCAGUAGGACCGCCGCCGCCACCUCCUCCACCAAAGCCCUCAAAGGCUCCGAGGCAGCCCGAAUACAUCCUGCCUGGAGCCGAUGGCUUCUACUCACUGCCUUCCUCGAGCUCUGGACCACGGAGCGCAGGCAAUGAUGCUGGCACCGCCGGAGCUGGGCGCGAGCAUACGGCAAGGGUGCACCCUCCGACGCUCCCCUCGCCCUCGAGCGACCCGCGCGACGCGGACGAUGCGGUCGAGGAGUGGCUCGCCGACGACGACGCCUCUGUGCGGUCGUCGACCAUGACGCCUGCGUUUGCCGAUGCGCCAGAAAGUCCAUCGGACAUUACACGUGCCUCGCCAUUCUUCCAACCAGCCUACCACGGUUCACCGCCCUCUGUCGACUCGAGAGCGGAUCGAGAGUUUCAGCAGCAGCAGCAGCAGCAGCAGCAGCAGCAGCAGUACGACAGCGACAGUCGAUCCAAACCUCAGCGCGCUCACUCCCCGCAAGACUUGCGCCAGGUGCCCGGCCACGGUCCUGCAACAGCACUGCCCGCCGUCAUCCCCACCACGGCGUCCGCGGCUGGCUCUACCGGCGAUUCUCCGCGCAGCAGCACCAGCCAGCCCGCGUCUGAGGCGACGGAGAAGGCGAGCCCUUACGUUCGCGCGGCUGCACGCUCGCCGGUGCCCACGUUUACGAGAAGCCGGCCCGACGACGACGACCUCGACGACGGCGAUGGCAUGGAAUGGGAAGGCAACGAAGCCGAGUUCCUCGACAGCCAUGGUGGCCCUGGGGAGCACCACGGCCCCGACUCCUUCCCGCCUCACCGCGUCAGCAGCGACGUCCGUCGCUUCCCCGUCUCGAUGCAUUACGCCAGCGGGUUUGAUACAGACUCGGUGUUCGGCGACGACAACGAGAAGAUCCGGACGUUCCGGGAGCUGAUGCUGGCGCGGCAGUCGAUGGAUCUGGACGACGUGAUGCCCAUGUCGUUGGGCGUCGAUGACACGCCGCCCGUGCCGCCGCUGCCGCCACCAAAGGAGUUUGCCACCCAAAACAUGGGGCUUCGACCAUCCGCGACCGAGACGAGGCCGCAGACGCAGGCGCAGGCGCAGGCGCAGGCGCCGACGCCCGUGAUACAGCACGACUCGCGUCCUACGGCUCCACCUUCCAAUCAACAGACUCCAAAAGCCCCGUCGCAGCCGGAGCGGCUCGAUCGCACCCAGCCAAAGGCGGCGCCCACGGUGGCCAGCCGCGACCCAGUCCGGGCACCGACCCCGCCGCAUCUGCCGGAGAGGCUAGCCUACCUCGAGGGCAUCCUCUCUCCCACGCCCGCACCCGGGAGCUUCGAAGACAUCGAGAUGAUUGGGGACGGCGAGAGCGGACCGGUCUACGCAGCCACAAAGGUGGCCAGCCGGGGCAGGGUCGCGAUCAAGGUGGUGCAGGUGCCCGAUGCCGAGGGCGAGACGUCGCUGCGGCUGCAGGAGCUGCCAAAGGAGGUGGCGCUGUGGCGCAGCUGCAUCCACCCGCACCUCAUCAGCCUCGACGCCGUCUUCCUGCAGGGCGAUGCGGUGUGGAUUGUGCAGGAGCUGGCCGACCGCAGCCUGGCGGAUCUGAUUGCGCUCAAGGGUGCCGGCAUCGAGCUCCAAGAGGACCACAUGAGCCGCAUCAUGGCCGAUCUGGUGGACGCGCUCCAGUUCCUCCACGCGCGCAAGGUCAUCCACCGCGACGUGCGGUCGGACAACAUCAUGCUCUCUGCGUCGGGGGCGGCCAAGAUCAGCGACUUCACCCACGCCAGCCAGCUCGGGCCGGGCAACGUGAGCCGGCGUUCGGUGGUGGGCACGCCGUACUGGAUGGCGCCCGAAGUGAUCCGGGCGGACUCGUACGACGUCCGGUGCGACAUCUGGUCGCUCGGUGUGGUGCUGUGGGAGAUGAUCGAGGGCGAUCCGCCGCGCGUCGACUUCCCGCCGCUGCGCGCCAUCACGCUGACGGCCAAGAUGGGCCUGCCUGCGCUGAGCGACCCGAGCGCAGCGUCGUAUGAGCUCAAGCAGUUCCUGCACUGGGCCACCGAGAUGGAUCCGGACAAGCGGCCCAGCGCCGAAAUGCUCGCCAUGAGCGAGUUCCUUUCCAACCCUUGCGAGCGAUCAGAGAUUGCGCAACUGCUGCAGGUGGCGCGAAGGAUCGAGGCCGAGGCCGAAGACGACGACGACGAUGCAGGUAACGGCGAUGACGACGGCGACGACGACGAUGGCGAACGCACGAGUGCGGGCCACGGCGGCGGCGGCGGAGCGGCGCGACAACGCGAAAGCUGGAACAGCGACUCGACGACCAAGGGAUGA